AUGUGUGACCAUGAGUCCCUGACUUGCUUGCCUUCCACGUAUGCAGCAGCAUCGGGUCACCGCACCAUUACAACGAACCAGCUUCUCGCAGCAGCCACCGGAAAACGCACAGCGUCUGUGGAUGACCACGCCACGUUGGCGCCUCUGGUCUACCCUGUUCCUUUGGUACUCCCUGGCGAUGAUAUCGAUUGUGACCCGAAUUAUCCACCACAAAGCUUCCGAGAGUGGCUGAAUCUGGGCGUGCGUAACCUGGUAAGCUCGCGAAGGAACGUGAUUUAUCUGGCUGCACCGCCAGAUAUCGAUGAUAGUGUUGCAUUCAUGCGUGACUGGCAGCAUCCGACUGCCUGGAGAGAAGCUACCACUUCGGUUCUGGAAGGUCAGCUGAACAUCGAAAUAAUUGCUGCUUACCUGCGGGCAUUUUACUAUGGUCUCGAAGUCCAAAUCCUCCCGCAAAGGUUGACGUUCACUUCUUGGGAAGAUACCACAACCUCCACGGCUGCGCUUCGAGGUCGAGGUCGAGGUGCGGUACAAGCCACCCCAAGAUUACAGUAUGUGGGUUUGUCAACCGACAGCGAAGUUGUACGUAUCCGUGCGCGUCCAACGCCUCCUGUCGGUAGUGCAUCACCACCCGAACUCUUCCCAUAUCCAUACCAGCUGGAUCUAAACGACCUCACUGACUUCUCCAUGAGCAUCCUACCUUCAGAUGCGUAUGCUCUCUUGUUGAUGACAACGCAUGAUCUGUAUGAGUCAGAUGCCGACGACUUCUGCUGUGGUCGUGCAUGGGGUGCCAGUCGAGUUGCCAUUGUUUCAAGCGCGAGGUAUCACGCUGCGCUGGACAAGCUUCAUGACAUUGACAUUGAACAUGUGUGGCCGGCCAGCCAUUGUGCAGCUUUCGUUCGUAAAAUGAGCGCCGAAAUUCAAACAGGGGUGCGUCCUAGAAAUCGGCGAAGAAUACGCGGCAGGCAGAAGAAGCAGGACACUCUCACCGCUGACUCGUCUGGUUCUGCAACCCCAAUGCCGUUGCAAAAAGCCUUGGAUGCGCACCGGCAUGCUGUCGUCCAUCAGGAAGGAAUGUCUCGAGACAAAGAAACGUCGGCUCUCAGCUUCCGACUCUGCCGAACAGUCUCACACGAACUCGGCCACUGUUUUGGACUCGAUCAUUGCAUGUACAGAGCGUGCGUGAUGCAGGGCAGCGCCUCUGUUGCAGAAGACGUGCGACAACCGCCGUACUUGUGUCCGGUUUGCGAUAGGAAAAUUGCUUGGGCCAUCACGCAAAGCGGUAGGGUCGAGCAGGAAGGCCAUCUUACGGAUGGAUCUCGCUCUAGAAAUGGUCGGGGCAAAGGUGAGAGAGGAGCGGAAGAAAUGAUUGCAGCCUGGAAGCGAGGGAGAUGUUUGGCGAUGAAGCACUUUGGUAACUUGCAGGGAGGGAGCUUUGCAGCAAUGGCAGCCUGGUAUGAGGGAAUGCUUGAAGUGAAUGCUGCAGGGCUGCACGAGUAUGUUAGCUGCACCUAA
This is a messenger RNA of Exophiala spinifera, 1512 nucleotides long. RefSeq lists its product as uncharacterized. Gene Ontology annotation, molecular function: metallopeptidase activity. Gene Ontology annotation, biological process: proteolysis. The record is from RefSeq and is a predicted model, not a curated record. The coding region runs from base 1 to 1512 and encodes 503 amino acids. NCBI's taxonomy places the organism in Eukaryota, Fungi, Ascomycota, Eurotiomycetes, Chaetothyriales, Herpotrichiellaceae. The transcript is spliced from 2 exons.